AUGGCCGGCGAAGAGGGUUCCGAGCAGAAGGAAGUGACCGCGGAGGAGACUUCCUCCAGCCCCACGCAGCAGACCUCGUCCACCGACGGGGUGCGCACGCCGGAGCGGUGCACCACCGAGCCUCAGGCGGAGGCUCAGAUCGAGGAGCCGGUUUCCGAGCCUCAGGCCGAGGCCGAAGAUCAGGAAGGCUACGAUGACGAGGAAGCAGAUCUUGAUUACCAAGACGAUGCUGACUACGACGGCUACGACGACGACGGCGAGGACGAUUACGAGUAUGGGUCUGAGUCUGACUACGACUCUGAAUACGAGGACGAGGAUGAUUACGACUGGGAGUCUGAGUUUGCGAAGCACCGGCCAGUGGUCAGGGAGACGUUGUUAAACUUUCCUGAGGCCGCCAAUCUGGAACCUCAAGAGCUGGACGCCGCGGUGGAGAGGGUCCUCGAGCAGUCCAAGCCCGAGUACAGGGACGUGACCGCCCCAGGCAAGGUUCGGCUGUUGAAAAACGACAUAAGGCUGAUCUUGGCCGAGAAGUGGGAGCCCCCCAACAUCCACAAGCUUCCGUCCAUAAUAUGCCCGCUGAGAUGA
Molecule: messenger RNA, 585 nt
Organism: Aegilops tauschii subsp. strangulata
Lineage: Eukaryota; Viridiplantae; Streptophyta; Magnoliopsida; Poales; Poaceae
Source: RefSeq, a predicted model, not a curated record